Messenger RNA from Aspergillus mulundensis, 3261 nucleotides. RefSeq names its product putative potassium/sodium P-type ATPase. Bases 1 to 3261 code for a protein of 1086 amino acids. Gene Ontology annotation, molecular function: ATP binding; ATP hydrolysis activity; P-type calcium transporter activity. Gene Ontology annotation, biological process: calcium ion transmembrane transport; intracellular calcium ion homeostasis. Gene Ontology annotation, cellular component: plasma membrane. The transcript is spliced from 5 exons. Lineage: Eukaryota; Fungi; Ascomycota; Eurotiomycetes; Eurotiales; Aspergillaceae. The record is from RefSeq and is a predicted model, not a curated record.
AUGGGCAUUGAAACAGCUCCACUUGAUGUCGAGGAAUCGACGGAGCCUCCUAUAUGUGCUUACUCCCAAGAGCACAAUUCACCAGACCAUAAUCGCCCCGGAGAUGUAAAAGACGCGCACGACAUCGAGAAGGCUGCAGGACCACCAGACGAGACUCCCCCUACAGCCCACCACUCUGAACAUGAUCUACCGAACCCAACAGACCAUGCUCACAUCAUCACCCCCUCUAGCCUCUCGGCAAUUCUCGAUGUCGAUCUUCAACAUGGGCUCUCCAACGAGGAGGCCUCUUCUCGUCUUGCACGAGAUGGUCCCAAUAGAGUUAGGGAGAUGGAAGGACUAUCCGCAUGGAAGAUCCUCCUGAGGCAAGUUUCCAACAGUUUAACUUUAAUUCUCGUCAUCGUCAUGGGAGUGUCCUUUGGGAUCCAUGAUUAUAUUGAAGGGGGCGUGGUUACCGCCGUCAUCCUCCUCAAUAUCAUCGUAGGCUUCGUGCAAGACUACCGUGCAGAAAAAGAUAUUCUCUCACUACAGCGAUUGUCUGCCCCAAUAUGUAAGGUACUGCGGGAUGGCAGGGUUACCUCUGUAAAGGCGGAAUCACUUGUGGUCGGGGAUAUCGUGCAACUCGCAGUCGGGGACAUUGUUCCAGCAGAUUUGAGGUUGUUCGAAGGCAUGAACGCCUCCAUGGACGAAGCGCUGUUGACAGGAGAAUCUUUACCCGUAGCAAAGACUCCACACCUGACCCUAACUUCGCGUGAUAUGCCGAUUGGCGAUAGGACCAACAUGGCCUACUCUGGUUGUAGCACAACCCAGGGCCGAGCGACUGGCGUGGUCACUGCCAUUGGAAUGAACACGGAAGUGGGGAAGAUCGCUCAGUUACUUCAGGAUAGAGCUGAACACGAUGACGCGAACUUAUAUGUCCGCAUGUUCCGCCGUUUAGUUGCUACCGUAAAGAGCAUCCUCGGUCUUGUCGGGACGCCCCUGCAGGUAAAGCUGAGCAAGUUCGCUUUGCUCCUCUUUGCACUAGCCAUCCUUCUAGCCAUCAUUGUCUUCUCCGUGAACAAAUGGGACAUCCAAGGCGAGGUCCUCAUCUACGGGAUCUGCGUCGCGGUCGCUGUUGUGCCCGAGUCGCUGAUCGCAGUGCUCACUAUUACAGUCGCGGUUGGCACCAAGGCAAUGGCCAGAGGCAAUGUGAUUGUUCGGAAACUGCAAUGUCUCGAAGCGGUGGGUGGAGUGACCAACAUCUGCUCGGACAAAACAGGUACUCUGACCCAGGGCAAGAUGGUCGCACGUACUGCCUGGAUCCCAGGGACCGGCAUCUUGACCGUGCACCAGACCACUAACCCGUUUGACCCGACAAGUGGGUUGAUCCAACUUGACGGUCGUGAUAUCCACCCCAGAGUCGUCCAAGACGAUUCGGCGAAUACCUUUACUACAGCACUCUCGUUGUGCAAUCUAUCGACAGUGCACAACGCCAAAUCUGCUUCAUCAGAAGACGUACCCGCUCAGGUGGCUGAGGGUGGGUGGGUUGCUGUUGGCGAGCCCACCGAGGUUGCUCUGCGGGUGUUCUCUAUGCGGUUCGGGUAUGAGAAGCCAGACGUUGUCCGAAACAGAGGUCUUCAGCUCCACACGGAAUAUCCUUUUGACUCCUCCGUCAAGAAGAUGACGGUUGUCUACACCAACCAACAAGCCGGGCUCAAUGAAGUGUACUCGAAAGGUGCUCCAGAGGCGCUCAUCCCUAGCCUUGAUGUGAUAGAUGAGGAGAAAGACCUGAUUCAAGAGACCGCCGAUAGAAUGGCCGGAGAAGGCCUCCGCGUGCUUUGUAUCGCGUACAAAAAGACUCCUGUCAAUGAUACAUUACAUAUAUCAGAGCGCAAUAUGGCAGAAUCUAACCUGAGAUUCGCCGGUCUGAUUGGGCUAUACGAUCCCCCUCGCCUUGAAACAGCAGCCGCCGUCCGCAAGUGCCAGAUGGCCGGGAUUACAGUCCAUAUGCUCACAGGCGACCACAUCCGAACCGCCACGGCGAUUGCAUCGGAAGUGGGUAUUCUAGACCCUAUCGUGGAUGCAAAGUCGAGUCGUCUGGUCAUGGCAGCAAAGGAAUUCGACCGAUUGUCCGAUGCUGAUAUUGACGCAAUCGAACAGCUGCCGUUGGUCAUUGCGCGAUGCAGUCCCACUACCAAAGUACGCAUGGUCGAAGCGAUGCAUCGCCGGGGUGCCUUUUGCGUCAUGACUGGUGACGGCGUCAACGAUUCGCCUGCGUUGAAGCGUGCUGAUGUGGGCAUUGCCAUGGGCAAGAACGGUAGCGACGUCGCGAAAGAGGCGGCUGAUAUGGUUUUGACCGACGACAACUUUGCGUCCAUCGUAAAAGCCGUCGAAGAAGGGCGACGGCUCUUUGACAAUAUUCAAAAGUUCCUGAUGCACUUGUUGAUAUCCAACAUCGCGCAGGUCAUUCUUUUACUAAUUGCUCUCGCCUUCAAGGAUGAGGCCGGGAACUCCAUCUUUCCUCUGUCGCCGCUGGAGAUUCUCUGGGCCAACUUGGUGACUUCCUCAUUCCUCGCUCUAGGACUUGGUCUGGAGGAAGCUCAGCCUGAUAUCAUGUAUCGCCCGCCGCACGACCUGAAGAUCGGCGUCUUCACGCGCGAGCUUAUCACCGACAAGAUGGUGUACGGUACUUUCAUGGGUUGCCUCUGUCUGGUGUCGUUUGUAAGUGUGAUUUACGGCGCCGGCUCAGGCACUGCCAGCAUGGGAGAUGACUGCAACGAGGGGUGGAACAGUAGUUGCGGCACCGUGUUUGAAGCCCGAGCCACAACCUACGCCACUCUUACCUACUUACUACUUGUCACAGCAUGGGAGGUGAAGCACUUCUCACGAUCUCUUUUCAACCUCGACCCAGACCGAUAUCCGGGCAAGUUUUCGAUCUUCCACUCCAUCUGGCGAAACCAGUUUCUCUUCUGGGCUGUCGUUGCAGGAUUCGUGAUCGCCUUCCCCGUCAUCUACCUCCCCGAGGUGAACCGCGUCGUUUUCAAGCAUCAAGGCAUCAGCUGGCACUGGGGAAUCGUCUUUGGCUGCGUGGUGGUUUACCUGGCGUUGGUGGAGAGCUGGAAGGCAAUCAAGCGCCGAUUUGGAAUUGGAACAGGGAAGAACGCGACGUUGACUAUGGACGACGCCGAAAUGAGAGCCGGGCUGCGAAGCCUGACACCCAUCUCGAUGAGCGCGAACGCCAGUGUCGAUGCUAGCUUCAUUGCCAGCGUGACGGAGAAGAAGUAG